AAAUUUCCUCAAGCUUGAGUAAAAAAGAGGACGACACAACCGAAAUAUAAAACUUAUCCAAGGUUAUGCAAAAUCUAUCAAUUCUUUAUACAAAUUUUUACAAAACUUUGGAAAAAUUUUGCACAACGGUUGGCUAAAUUUUCCAGUUUGGUUGUGGAAUCCUCUUCUUUUUUAUACUCAAACUUGAGGAAACCUUACUUAUUUUUAUUUAGAGUGUGGUCCGGAAAGUAUUUAUAAAGUGUGUGCGUGUAUUUACAUAAGAAUGAAACCUGAACAAAACUUUGCCUCAUUUAGAGAACUAAUCAACCAUAUUAAUUUAAAAUAUGAAGAUUGUAAAUCAUCCGUGGGUGGUAACAUUUCCAAGGCGAAGGAGUCCAGUUAUAUCGAGAAAUUGGUCCGUUUGGCCCGGGGAGAGAGUGAUGUCCACAAAUGUUUAAGAUAUCUCAAGGACAAAGUCCCUGCCGUCCAAGGCGAGCAGUGGGUCGUCUUUUGUUGGGCUUAUGCUGACAUCCUCCAUAAAGAAAAGGGCCCCCUCCCUCCGGGGGAAAGAUGUCGAAAAGCCAAGGAAUUCUUCACUUAUAGCAUACAAAAUCACGCCAAGAGUUUGCGCGAACUCCACGAAAUCAUGGUGUUGAUCGACCACGCCGGAAAGUUGGGUCCCCUGGAGAAGGCUAUGGUUAAAAAAGAGGCGAAAAUCGGUGCCGAAACUUGCACCAUGGAGGAAAUCAUACUCACCAAAGCUAACACUUUAUCCGUUAGUGGGGAAAUCACGAAAUUAAAUCUCAUCUUCCCCGCCGCGUACGGAUCGGGCCCCGCGAAACGGUUCGUUGCCGACUUAUACCCCAAUUUACGCCCACCAAAUCCCCCCCAGCCAGCUACUAAUGAACUAAAGAAUGAGAAAAGAUCUGACCCAGGGAAAGUAUCGACUUACCCCGUAAAAGUAUCGAAUUCCCCCGUACCACCUGUCUGGGGACCGAAUCACAAACCUCUCGAGGGAUGGAAGAACUCGCUGUGCGAUAGCAUCCUCCACUCCCCGAACAAGGCGAGGAUACCCGGGAAAAUCGCAGAUUGGGUGACGCGACCCGCUUUGUCGGCCUGCGGUGAUCCGUCGCUCCAAAUUUGCGAAGGGUUGGAUAAAAUGUGCAAAAAAAUCGGGCCUCAAUACGAGUCCGUCCUAGCGAUCCGACUGCUCUGGGUGUACGUCGCCGUGUUAGAGCGGCGGAUGAAGGACGACCCGGUAACAGCCGUUAAUGGGGUGGAUACCGAUCGGCGGGUUGUUUAAACUUGCGGUGAAAAACGAUAAAUAUGAGAAUAGUAAACACAUUAUAAACCUGUGGAACGCAAUUUGGGAAUUGUCCCCUCACAUGGAUGGUGUCUUUCCAAUCACGUCCGCCAUCCUGGCGGAAGCCUAUCCGCACCUGGACUUGAUCCUAUCGCCGGAUCGUGUCAGCUACAAGUCGGAUAAAUUCUUUGUAGAGUUUGCCCCCAAGAUGCCACCCCCUGCAGCAAGUAAUAAAAUAGUAAGUCACCAUUUGACAGGUAUUCCUAUGGGAGUACUUCCAGUAAAAAUGGGACAUACAAUACAAUGGAGGUCUCCCAGCGUAGGCUAAAAGAUUUGGACCAAACUACCGUCAAUCGAUCACAAAUAUAAUUAGUAUGGAAUUGUCAAAUGGCAGUAUCUGCCAUUGCGCCCGUUUGGCGGAGAUAUUUGCAUUCAAAGGGAGAAAAAUGCGCAGAAAACUUGGAAAAUAAUAAAUUUGCUAGCCAUUGGGAUUCGUUUUCUCCUCUUCUUACGCAAAAAUCUCAGAAAAACCUGCGCAUUUGCGGAUAGUUGCAUUUGCAAAUUUCAUACCAAUUAUAUUUUUGAUUGAUUGACAACAUUUUUGGUGCAAAUCUAUGAGCAUACGUUGGGCGUAGGGCUGACAAAUCCGGAUACUCCGAAUUCGAAAAAAUGCAGGAUCGAAUGGUAGUACACUUCGACCAACGCAAAAUUUGAAAAAAUGCAGGAUCGAAUGGAAGUACACUUCGACCAACACAAAAUCUGAAAAAAGUGCACGAUAGAAUUGUAGUACAAUUCGACCAACACCAAAAAUCUGGAAAAAAUGCACGAUCGAAGGGUAGUACACUUUGGCCAACACAAAAAUGAGAGAAAUGUACGCAUCGACAACUGGGAAAUACGCUUAGACCACCGAAAUACAUUAAUAUUUCAAAUUGCAAUCCCAAACUGUUCUGUCGACGAAAAUUACGCAAAGCUGUUUGAGAUUUGGUAAUUUUCACAAUAUUAGAUAACAAAGCUGGCCAACGAUCAAAUAAAGUUUCAGACCUGCGUUAAUUUGAUUGAAGUUGAAAAUUUAAAUUAGUUGCAGUUUUUACAUUUAUGAACGACUUCAAUUUUUUGCCCAAACUUGAUUUUCCCAGAUUCACAUGUUUUUUCAUAAGCAUCAUACAUCAUUUCUGCAUCAAUGCUUUUGAACGAGUUUGUACUUAAUUGUAGGGUUGCCGCGGGUAGCGAAAAUGCUACCCGUUACCCGACCCGCUACCCGCAGCACAAUUACCCGUACCCGCACGGGUACCCGUUACCCGCUACCCGUUAUGAGAAUUGGGUUAAAAACUAACCAAGCUUAAGUUUGAUUUGAUCAAUUAUUUGUUCGUUUGGGUUAAUAUGUAUUUUGAGAUACUGCUAUGCAAGUAAGGCAUGUGUUUUGGCUUAUAACUGGAUCGUUUUUCAAGCUAUGUCGGUAUUUCUUAGCGAUUUAUGUAUAUCAAAAAAUUAAACCAAAAAAUAGGAAUUACAUGGAACUAAUCUUCCCAUUGAAUUAACAGUUUAAAGGAAACUAUUGCGGGGGGAGAGUUCAAAGUCCACCAUGGAUUUCGGAAAAACCACGAAAGCAGGAAACCAGGAAAAAGAUACAGAACAUUUACUUAAAAAUUAAACUUUACCGCCAAUAUUAUUCGUCGAAUGGGUCAUUCAAAGGAAAGAUAAGUAUCACAUGAUUCCUAAUUUUUGGUCUGACUUUUUAAUAUAUAAUCGCUGGGCAAUCUUGGUUUAGCUUGAAAAAGGUUCAAUUUUUAGUUUGAUUUUUUCAAAUUUUGAUUUAAAUGAAGUUUUCAUUAAAAAAAAUUGUCUACAAAUAAUUUUUUUGCCUUCAACCGGAUUCAGGUUUUUUUAUCUUCAAAGCACAAAUUAAAAUCUCGGCAGUCUUACAUAAAUAAAUACACACAAAUACAAGUAAAAUUAUUACCGAUAUUUUAGAGCGGGCAAACUAUGUUUGAGAAACAAAACAAUAUGUAAUUGCUUCGCAUUUUCUGGACGUGAAAAGUAUUUGAGGCCGGCAUAAUAGGCCUCUGUGGCUUCCGUAAAGACACGCUCGUUAUAUACGCUUUUUGCUGGCAAAUGACAAACUCUGAAAUGGAAAAAUAAUAAAUUGACGCUUUUGUUAGUAAAUGGACUAACUGGCUGCUAACUUUCUUUGUGAACUGAUUCGAACUGUCGAAAAUUAAAUAAAAACUAAACUACCCGUUACCCGUGCGGGUAGUUCUCACUACCCGCAGAUAACGGGUACCCGCAAGAAUCAUGCGGGUAUGCGGGUAACGGGUACCCGACCCGUUACCCGCGGCAACCUUACUUAAUUGCACUUUUCUAGGUUCUUAAUUUAUUACCUAGUUUAUGAGAUAGAAUGAGUGAUAAGUCGCUUUAAUUAAUAUGAGCACUAUUUGCAUUUAGUUUUGUAGCUGGACACAGUUUUUAUUGCUUUUUCGACUUAAUAAUGGUUAAUAACUUAUUCAUUGACCAGCUAGAUUUUCGGGUCCUACGUUCUCGGAAACCCAUUUCCUUCUAACGUAGGAAAUAAUGUUCCUAUUUUAAGCCCUCUCAUUCACAAAUUUAGCGUUAAAGGUUAGCGUCUUAACGACGAAGUAGAUACACACAUUUAUGUAGUACCUAUUUUAUUUUCCGUUGACGUCACAACACAAAUAUGUGUACUGCAUUAAUUAGCCUCACAUAAAAAUGUCUCAAAAAAGUAUUUCCUUGAUAUUUUAUGGAAAGCCCGAUAAUAAAAAAGAGGUUUUUCUCGAA
Molecule: messenger RNA, 4075 nt
Organism: Folsomia candida
Lineage: Eukaryota; Metazoa; Arthropoda; Collembola; Entomobryomorpha; Isotomidae
Exons: 4
Coding region: 263-1282 (339 amino acids)
Source: RefSeq, a predicted model, not a curated record